This is a messenger RNA of Pyrus x bretschneideri (Chinese white pear), 2361 nucleotides long. RefSeq lists its product as uncharacterized. The record is from RefSeq and is a predicted model, not a curated record. The transcript has 6 exons. The coding region runs from base 57 to 2090 and encodes 677 amino acids. NCBI's taxonomy places the organism in Eukaryota, Viridiplantae, Streptophyta, Magnoliopsida, Rosales, Rosaceae.
CGAACCCACACAACCGCCGUUUGUGGCCUCCGAGUCAGUCGCUCCUUCACUCCACCAUGACCACCUUAACGGAAAUAACUGAUCUCUUCGCCAGGCUCGCCGUCCACCUGAAAAUCCCAAACGACACGUCGUUUCCUCCUCGCACUUCCAAAGAAGACCUAGACGACGCAGCUCUGGAUCUCUCGAUUUCCGAGCUGAACCAAUCUCUGAACCCCAACGGCGAUUCUAGGGUUAGGGUUUUGGACACGGUCCUAUCUCUGAUGUGCUUCAAAGCUCCCAAGGUUUUCGAUUCGGAGAUUGAGUAUUUAGUGAAUACAAUUGCUGCGGUGUUGUUGUCUUCCGUUCGUUGCAAGGUUUUUCGGUAUCCGAAAGACGAGAUUUUGCUGAUUGGGAGCUCGAUUUCUCAGCGGGAUUGCGGGCAUUUGAUCGAAGCUUGUGCUGAUGUUCUUGAGAAAUUGGAGGGACGUGGUAAGCUUUCGGAUUCGUUAUUAUGUGCCAUUGUAAGAGUUGCAAGUUCUGCAUCUUUGUACCGGCACCAGUCAAUGCUCGUUCUUGGAGUAAAAUCAGCGGAUGCAAAAAAUACCGUGAUCUCAAAGCUGCUCUGUCACUUGCCCAGAGAAAAAUUCCUUGAAAACAAAAUUCCGUUCAGGCUGCUAUUGUGGUAUCUUGACCCGUUACUUUUGAAGCACGAUAUUUCAAACAUUUUGCAAGAAACCAUGGAAAGGCCAUUCCUUUGUUUGAGUAGGGAAUUUCAUGAGAAUAACGAUUGGCGCUCCAUAAUCACAUCGUUGGUACUUUCGCCCAUUAUGUUUGUUGAGGCAAGAGCUUUGUUGCACCGGUGGUUUCUGGUGACGGGUCUAGCAUCUGUGCUUGAGCUUCUAAUUCAGUUGGUUUUGAUGACAUUAGACGUGGUUUCAACACCAAUGUUCUGGGGCAUAUCAGCUGAAGUGGGAGCAAAGUUGCCAUUUUUGAAUGCUUAUUUUCCGUACAACCAACUGUUGUUAAGGACCUUGGCUGGACCCCUCUCCUACGAUGGUCUCCAACAGUUAGUGCACUACACAAUGGACCCAGUCCCUUGUGCCCAGAAACAACUUUAUCCGACUUUUAAGCCGCCUGCAGUGAAGGUUGCAACAAUCGAUCACAAAUCUAUCUGGUCUCUGGCCAUCAACUUCCCAGAUUGGUUCUACCUUGCUUCUGCAUUGCUCUUCUCAGAGAAAAGUACUCAUGACAGUUGUCAUCCCGAAUGCAUAUUGGCAGCAUCCAAAGUUGGAGAAACACACGAGGAGCUUCCUUAUGGUUCUGCAGCGAGGUACCUUGCCUGGAUUUUGAGUCCUCUUAGUAAAUCUCACCACGGUUCGCUGGCUGAUUGUUUAGUUAAAUCAUCAGAGUCUUCGGCUUUAAAGCAGUUUGGAUCUGGUUCACAUGACAAGGAAAUACAUGGCUACAAGAAGAAACUCAAGAAACCGAAAUUGUGUGAAGAGGAAUCUACUUCCAUUAUAGUCUGGCUCAACGGAUUCAAUAAUAUAUACACAAGGUAUUGCAAUGAAACAAGUGAAACGAAACUGUCUUGUGGUCUUAAUCUGCCGAAAAAUGUCUUGUUUCGGAGAAUCCCGCUAGGCAUCUUGCUCGGUUGUCCCCAUCGAAUCAACGAAGAUGAAUGUGAAUUGCUGCUGCAUUAUGCCGCAAAUGGUAGAAUUUUUCAGUCAAGGGAAACCAGGACUACUGGAUUGAAGCAUGUAAAAUGGAGCUCCAAAGGGCAUACGAACUUAACUACAUGGAGUGAUGAAUGUAGUGAAAAGGAGGCUUCGGCAGGUGCCUGUCUAGUCUUCAGUUUAACCGAUAUCAUUGAAAGUCUGUCUGCUUCGCUGUUUGAGACCGAAGAGGCUGGCGCAGACUUUAUCUGCCAGGUGAAAAUGCAGGUCAGCAAAUACUUGAUAAAAUGCAUCAAGAGGCUAAUCCAACUCAAAAUUGACAAUGGAAACUGGGAGGUAAUGGAUCUCCGCCGUAGAUUGGAGAAGUGGAGGCAUCAGGGACAAGAACUACCAGAACUCAACAAAGACUUAAACGAUGUCAUUCCAUUCUUGAUUUAGCGAAUAUGUUCUGUUUCAUGAAUGGGGAAAAGACUACGCAAAGCAGCAGUUCUUCGAUACAGAACCCCAGUGCAUCCGCCUUGCCUCAUCAGCGUUCAUCUUGGGUCGAAAUUUUGGGGUCUUUUCCUGGUGCUCACGAUGAUGUCAAACGGAUCUUGGAGCGGGGAUCUGAGAAAACAUACAUGUUUCUCUCUGUUGUACUAAAAAUAUUUACAUAGAAUGAAGUAGGGGACAAGUAUUCUCGUCAAUCAAACAAAUAUUUUGAAUCAAA